GAGCACAGCACACCGGCAGUAGGUAGCAAGUCAGUGUUGUUUAUUUUGUUGAAAGCCAAAUAUAAAGAGGAAAGGAAUGAAAUCAUUUCCAGCCUCCAGCUGUCCAGGAAAAUACCUGUUUAUAAAUAAAAAUGGGAGAAAGGGGAGAUGUCCCCAUCCUGCAACCUCAGCUGCCAGUGUCAGGGGCCCUGGGGCUCAGGGCUCCUCACCCUCCCUUCCUGGGCCAGCACUUUUCCAUCCAAUGUGGAAUUUUGCCCAGCCCAGGCACUUCCAAGCAGGAGGAGGGAAAUAAAUGCAGCACUCUGUCCCUGCCAAGAGUCCCCAUGUCCCCCGUGGGGGAAGAGCCAGGCAGGGCCCUCAGAGCUGGGAUAUCCCUGGAGCUGCCCAGAAGGGGCCAGGACAGCACCUGGAGCCAGCUGGGGUGCAGGUGGAGCUGGCCUGGAAGGGACCAGAGAUCCCAAGGACCCUUCUCCAGCCCUUUUCUUCUCAUCCUCCUGCCCCCACAGCUCUCCCUGGCCCAGGCAGGGCUGGCUGGGCUGGGCACUCCCGAGGCUUGGUUUUCCUGCAAAGAUUGGAGACAAACUGCCAUGGUUUGUCAGAGGCCUCAGUGCCUGCCCUCGGCUGUGCCAGGCUGCUCUCAGCGUCCCUGUGUGCCAGAUGGCUCCAAAGGGAUUGAAGAGCUUCCCCAGAGGAUCCAGGAGCUGUCCCUUGGCUGCUGGAGGGCACCAGCAGCUCCUCAGCCUGGUCUGGAGCAGCAGCACAGCCAGAGCUCGGCCUCCAAGGGUGGAGAAACCUCCCGGGGAUGCUGCUGCUCCCAGGAGAGUGCCUGGGAAUGGCACUGCCCGGGAAUGCCAUUAUCGUGGAAUGCCACUGCCUGGGAAUGGCACUGCCCCGGGAGGGCAUUGCCUGGGAAUGGCACUGCCCCCUGGGAAUGCCAUUACCUGGGAAUUCCACUGUCCUGGAUUGGCACUGCUCAGGAAUGCCAUUACCUGGGAUUGGCACUGCCUGGGCACACCCCUGAGUGCCAGCACCCAGUGGCAAAGCCUGGACCCAGCCCUGGCUUUCCCUCACCACCCAGACAGGGAGCACUCCUGGCUUCUGCCCCUUCCCAGCCUCCUCUUGCCCCACUCUGGAUUUUUCCCUUCACCCCCUGGAUUGUCACAUGCCAGCACCGGGGCUGCUCUGUCCCCAGCACAGGUGGCUGUGACAGGGAAGGGAAGGGAAGGGAAGGGAAGGGAAGGGAAGGG
Molecule: messenger RNA, 1247 nt
Organism: Zonotrichia albicollis (white-throated sparrow)
Lineage: Eukaryota; Metazoa; Chordata; Aves; Passeriformes; Passerellidae
Source: RefSeq, a predicted model, not a curated record